AUGUGGUGGGCAACGCUGCUGGGAUUGUUGGUCGUGCAUGUCGUCCACGGGGAAGGGCCCUUCGAUUACACAAUCCAUCAGUUCGAGGGACAUUGCGACCCAGAUGGGAAGUGCACCUACACGUUACAGAUUCCUUCUCACGAAGCUCUGGAAAACCCCGGCGUCGUGGACAACAGAACGGCGUCCGCCAUUGUGUCUCAUCUUGAACGCCAUGACCAUCAGAUUCUUCAGCUGCUGUCGUAUUUUGGCGGUAACGAUACGGACUCGGCCAUGAACAUUAUAGACGAGCUGAAGGAUUUAAAGGACAAUAACCAAAGACUGGAGAACCUGGUCCAGGUGUUGGUCGGUGAGACUGCCACGCUACAGAAGGAGAACAUUAAUCUACAGACAGACCUGGAGAACCUGAACAGCAGCCUGGCUGGCAAGAUCGUAAUUGGGGGAGACUAUUGUGCAUCCGCCCCAUGCAAGAACAGCGCCAUCUGCCAGAACCUCAACGACCGCUACAUCUGCGUCUGCCGGACGGGCUACACUGGACACAACUGUGAAACAGGUAUGGAUGCUGUUUUUAUUCAGAACAGGAAGUCUGAACGACGCUUAGAAACAAAGGCCGUCGACAUGUUUAUGCCCAAGAGAUCCAUUUUGUCUCAAGAGCAGUGCGAGAUUGACGAGUGUGAUGCUCAUCCUUGUGAACAUGGCAACUGCACCGACAUGGUCGGCGACUUCCACUGCAGCUGUGAAAACGGAUACACCGGCCGCAACUGCAGCAUCAAUAUUAACGAAUGCGAGGGCAACCCUUGCGGUGAUGGCGGCACGUGCACCGAUCUCGUCGCCCGCUAUACAUGUGUCUGUGAACCAGGCUUCUCAGGAUCCAGCUGCGAAAUAAACAUCAACGAAUGUCUCUCUGGACCCUGCGUCAACGGGGGUUUCUGUCUGGAUGACAUCAAUGGUUACUACUGCGCAUGUCCACCGGGCUUCAGCGGAGUCAACUGUGAAGCAGAUUACGAUGAGUGUCUUGCGGCCAACCCCUGCGUGUACGGCGUAUGUGUCAACACACACGGCAGCUACAGUUGCAACUGCACCUACCCUGAGAUCACCGGCCACUUCUGUGAUGAGACUCCAGAAAACAACUGCUGGGACCUCCGCAAGUACCAGAACAUCACCGAUGACGGCGUGUACUCCUUGAAGGCUCCCGGUGGGGGCGAGGUCCUCGGCAACUGCGACAUGACCACUGACAACGGGGGCUGGACUAACUUCCUCAGGCGUGUGAGCGACACCGUGGGCUUCAACCGGACGUGGAACGAGUACAAGUUCGGGUUCGGUAUUCUAUCAAGUAACUACUAUUGGGGCAACGAGCUUAUCGAGACCUUCCUGAAGCAGGGGCCUAUGGAGAUGCGAGUGGACAUCUACGACUGGGACGGCAACAGCGCCUACGCUGUAUACAACGCCUUCUCCUUGUCUAACGAAAGUGACUCCUUCACAAUCCAUCUAGGAAACUACACUGGUGAUGCAGGAGAUCCCUUCAACUUCCCAUCGUCGACAUUCUCCCAGAACAAUGUCCCCUUCUCCACCUGGGACCGCGACAACGACAACCACAGCAAGAACUGCGGCCUCGUGUACGGCAGCGGCUUCUGGUACAACCAGUGCUGGGCUGCCAACCCUACCGGCAAAUACUACAACCAAGGAUUUUACACAGCCCCUAUCCACAAUGGCGUGGAGUGGUGGACAUGGAAGCGAGACCGGUAUUCACUGCGGAAACUGGAGAUGAAGUUCCGUCCUCUCGGUGCCAAAAUGUAGAAGAUACACCUAGUCUUUUAUAUAUACUUCACUGUAACCAUGGUAAUAAACCAUU
This is a messenger RNA of Haliotis rubra (blacklip abalone), 1849 nucleotides long. RefSeq lists its product as uncharacterized. NCBI's taxonomy places the organism in Eukaryota, Metazoa, Mollusca, Gastropoda, Lepetellida, Haliotidae. The record is from RefSeq and is a predicted model, not a curated record. Gene Ontology annotation, molecular function: calcium ion binding. The transcript is spliced from 10 exons. Bases 1 to 1794 code for a protein of 597 amino acids.